UUGAAACUCCCAGAACAAUGGGCGACACCACCUUUCCCCGCCCCAGUCAAGAGCUGGCAUGCAGAUGCCUACCCAGCCAUUGACCCUUCUCGCCCUGAACUCUCUCUAAAAGGUAGAUCCGUGGUCGUCUCAGGCGGCGGUGGCACGAUCGGCUUCGCAACGGUCAGGGCCCUCGGGACAGCUGGAGCCGGCCACCUCGGUAUAGCUAGACGCACUCCAAAGACACUGAACGAGACAACUUCGAAACUCAAAGGCCAAGACCCGGGCACGAAACCCGUCGCUGUCACGGGGGAUAUCUCUUCCUUCUCAAGCUUAGAGUACGCGUUCAAGCAGAUUCGUCAACAAGCGGACAACCCAGUCGAUAUCCUCGUCCACAACGACGGCCACCUCGCUUCACUGGGCCCAAUAGCAUCCACGGAACCCGAAUAGUGGUGGACCUCCUUCGAAGUCAGCAGUCUUGGGCCCCUCGAUUCUAUUCGCGCAUUACUGGCCCUGGCUCUC
This is a messenger RNA of Cladophialophora yegresii CBS 114405, 501 nucleotides long. RefSeq lists its product as uncharacterized. The record is from RefSeq and is a predicted model, not a curated record. The transcript has a single exon. Lineage: Eukaryota; Fungi; Ascomycota; Eurotiomycetes; Chaetothyriales; Herpotrichiellaceae.